Phanerochaete carnosa HHB-10118-sp is the source of this 1227-nucleotide messenger RNA. RefSeq lists its product as uncharacterized. The record is from RefSeq and is a predicted model, not a curated record. Lineage: Eukaryota; Fungi; Basidiomycota; Agaricomycetes; Polyporales; Phanerochaetaceae. The transcript is spliced from 11 exons. Bases 1 to 1227 code for a protein of 408 amino acids.
AUGGCUCCUUCGUCGCCAAAUGAUGCUACAACCCCGGGUUUCGUGAGUGUACAAGACUACCUGAAUCUAUCCAGUGUUCGAGGAAAUUACUGCAGCAUAUCGGCCCGAGUUCUGUUUUUAUGGGACUAUUGCGUGACACUCGAGGACGAAAUACGCUAUGUCUGGGGGUGUAGGAUGACAGCUGCCAUGCUCCUUUUUAUGAUUAACCGCUAUGUGAAUCUCGCGAUCACCGUAAUGGAAAUAAUGGAUCAAGCUCCCUUCCAAACUCUCCAGGACCUAGUUCGUGGCUCAUGGAACGAGCAGCUGCGAACCGUUUGUUCGAGUCUUGCAGACAUUGCUGGUCCUUGUCCUCUUCAUUGCUGCAGCGGUUCUGACAAUAUUCCAGUCUUUGCCUCCCUGCGAAUAUAUGCAAUAUGGGACUGCAGCUGGAGAUUAGCCCUUUCAGUACUCGUUCUGGCUCUUAUUUCGCCCGUUAUUACUAUAGUGAGCGCCUUCGCGGGGACUCAAUUUCAGCACAUGUCUGAUGUUCUCCAGUUCGUAUAUUCUAACCAGAUCGUAGAGCUCGCUCCGCCUCCAUCUGUUGGCUGCGCGUUGUACAUCAAGAACUCCUAUUCACAAUACGAGCGCCUCCGAUUUAACAAUCGUGGGGGUGGUUCUUUGCGACAGAUCGCUGAGCAGUACUCACGGCUUGGUUCUUCUUCAGUGGAACUCGCAAAUCAAGCGUCGACUGUAGCAUUUUACGGCCUUGCAUUGUUCCUAACUAUGGUCAAAGCCCUGCAACUCAGUAGACGGGCAACUCAACGGAAAGUCGAGGCGGGAUUGAUUCAUUUUCUCCUCAGAGAUGGCACUCUAUAUUUUAUGAUGUUCGUGUGCAUUAAUCUGACUCAACUCCUUAUCACAGCGGAGAUCGCGGAGAUAAACGUCGACUACCUGGGCUUUUAUGUAGCACCGAUGACCUCGAUUCUCAUUUCGCGCUUCCUCCUAAACCUACGGAAGGCCGCCCGACAACGAGAAGCAACUCAUCACACGUCGGUGUACCUGACGUCUUACCUCUGGAGCGCAGGUGUGGCCUCUGAUAAGACGGACAUGGGAGGUCCGAUCGGCAAUAGACCUCGAUAUACACGCGGAGACAGCUCUGAUCAUGAGCUUGACGGGGACAUCGAACUGUUUGGACGAGAGGAGGCCCUCUCAUCUUUGACUGCCAGCCCUCGCGGGAACGAGGAUUAG